UCCUUGUUUAUAUCUUCUCUGAUCAUGUUCUUGGUAGUCUUAUCAGAAUCCACUACAAACGACUCUAAUUACAUCUAUGUCCAAUGUUCUCCGCUCUAUUUCGACUCAAUGACUCCUUACGAGUCCAAUGUCAACUCACUAUUCACUUCCUUAGUCGACUCGUCCUCUGUCUACAAUUUCAACAAAUUCCAAAUCUCUCCUCCCAGCGGAAACGACGACGUUGUGUAUGGUCUCUUCCAAUGUCGAGGCGACCUAAGCUCUUCCAACUGCAAAGAGUGCGUGACCAGUUCCGUAAAUCAACUAAAGACAAAUUGUCCAGUUUCAACGGGUGGUGGAAUACAAUUAGACGGAUGCUUGGUGAAAUACGAUAAUUCAUCUUUUUUUGGAGCCGGGAACAAGAUGGAGGUAUCAAAGAGAUGUGGGCCUUCAGUUGGUUACGAGUAUAACUCAGACGUCUUGAACCGCGUUGAUGCUGCGUUGGCAAAUCUAAUCGCGGGGAAUGGGCAAUACUUCCGUUCGUGUGAUUAUGGAAGCAUACAAGGCGUGGCACAAUGCGUCCAAGAUUUAAGCGCAAGCGAUUGUCAAGAUUGUCUUUCGGAGGCGUGUGGGCGGUUGAGAUCAGCGUGUGUGACCUCCACUUGGGGCGACAUGUACUUAGGAAAAUGUUAUAUAAGAUAUUUUGAUCAUGAUAGUGAUAGUAGUCAUGAACAUGAAGGUAUCUCUAGUUCCAAUAAAAGCAGUAGUAGUGAAGGAGGAAGCGGCAGUAGUGACGUACUGCAAUGGAUUGGCAUUAUUCUUGGAGCCAUGACUGCUACAGGAGGUGUGACUGCCUAUGCUGUCACUAACCACAACGAAAACCGCAACAUCAAUGAUAUAAAAGUUACUUUGGAAUCAUUCAAAGAAAAAGCAACAGAGGUCGUCAAAAGGACGCGACGCAGAGUUCGACGAGAUAAGCCAGAAGGCAUAGAACAUCCAGCAGGCGGGAUGUAUUCGGACAAUGAAGACGACAUAGACAACGCCUGUACAAUAAUGUAAAUUAUCAAUGUGCUUAAAGUAAUUAAAAGCUAUAAAUUAAUGAAUCUCUGCUAAGUGUAAAUCUAUCUCUAAUAUUUAUCAUUGUGUGUGUUUUGUAACAUUAUUUGUAACGCGCUAU
Molecule: messenger RNA, 1153 nt
Organism: Erigeron canadensis
Lineage: Eukaryota; Viridiplantae; Streptophyta; Magnoliopsida; Asterales; Asteraceae
Product: plasmodesmata-located protein 6-like
Exons: 3
Coding region: 25-1035 (336 amino acids)
Cellular component (GO): plasmodesma
Source: RefSeq, a predicted model, not a curated record